This is a messenger RNA of Zea mays, 1989 nucleotides long. RefSeq names its product synaptic vesicle 2-related protein. NCBI's taxonomy places the organism in Eukaryota, Viridiplantae, Streptophyta, Magnoliopsida, Poales, Poaceae. The record is from RefSeq and is a predicted model, not a curated record. The transcript is spliced from 5 exons. Gene Ontology annotation, biological process: transmembrane transport. Gene Ontology annotation, cellular component: membrane. Gene Ontology annotation, molecular function: transmembrane transporter activity. The coding region runs from base 343 to 1746 and encodes 467 amino acids.
CCUAAAGGAGAGAUGGGAGACCGAGACAUCGGGAUCAGCCCGUGCUCAGUGCUGACGUCGUCACUCAAAUGCUGUUUCGUCCCCGUCCGCCCAUGUCCAUCUAGAAUUCGAUCCAGUCCAAACUACCUUUCCCGGCUUGGUCAAUCCUGUCGCCUUCGGUCCAUCUCACACAGACUCCGGCCGGCGGCUCCACUCCACUGCCCCGCCGCUCGGUGCCGUACGUCGUCGUGCUCCACCGCCUCGAUCCUCGGUUUAUUGCUUUCCUGCAUAGCUUCCUUAGCUAGCUAGGUCUCGUUUCAUCAGUCUCGAUCUGCUGCUCGUUGGCCGCCGGCGGCUACGAGCAUGGAAACGUACACUACGGACGACGCGCUGACGGCCAUGGGGUUUGGCAAGUUCCAGGCGCUUGUUCUUGUGUACGCAGGGACGGGCUGGCUGGCGGACUCCAUGGAGCUCAUGCUGCUCUCCUUCGUCGGACCGCUGGUUCGGCAGCAGUGGAACGUCUCUGCCCAGCACGAGAGCCUGCUCUCCAGCGUCGUCUUCACUGGCAUGCUCCUGGGAGCCUGUUCCUGGGGCUAUAUUUCCGACAAAUACGGAAGGAGGACCGCUCUAUUGUUCUCCGUUACUCUUACCGCUGGAGCAGGGUUGACAAGUGCUCUAUCUCCUAACUACAUAUCCCUGCUGGCACUUCGGUUUCUUGUGGGUGUAGGAGUUGGUGGCACGCAUGUAUUUUCGUCUUGGUUUCUGGAAUUUGUCCCUACCAAGAACCGUGGUGCCUGGAUGCUUGUGUUCUCUGCUUUCUGGACCAUCGGAACCAUCUUCGAGGCUUCGCUUGCGUGGGUCGUGUUGUCAAGACUGAGCUGGCGGUGGCUGCUGGCGUUCACCUCCCUCCCAUGCUUCGCCUUGCUCGUGUUUUUCGUCGUCGCACCGGAGUCGCCACGGUACCUCUGCGCGCAGAACAGAAUAUCCGACGCGACCCUUGUUCUUGAGAGGAUGUCCAGGACGAACAAGGCCGCUCUUCCUCCCGGAGCUCUGGCAUACCACCACACGGAAACGCAGCUGGGACUGGGAGAGAGUACAACAGACGACGCCUCCAAAUCCGGUUCCGGUGGCAUGGCUGCCCUGCGCAGGCUGUUCUCGCGCAAACUGCUGAGAUCCACGCUUCUCAUCUGGUUCGUUUGGUUUGCAAACUCCUUUGCCUAUUACGGCCUAGUGUUGCUGACGUCGCAGCUGAGUGACGCGAACCGGAGGUGCGCAUCGUCGUCUGCUCACAAAUCUCAAGCGCACGAAGGAAACCCGAAUCUCUAUAAAGAUGUCUUCAUAACUAGCUUAGCAGAGUUUCCGGGGCUGGUUAUUUCUGCCAUUAUCGUUGAUUGGCUUGGCCGGAAAGCUACAAUGUGGAUCUUGCUGUUUGGAUGCUGUGGCUUCCUCGGACCUCUGGCUGUUCAUCAGAAGGAGUCGGUGACAACCGCUCUUCUGUUCGGUGCUCGCGCCUGUGGCAUGGGGAGCUCUACGGUCUUGUGCUUAUACGCACCAGAGGUGUACCCAACAUCAGCGCGCUCCACAGGUGUUGGCAUUGCCACCGCCAUCGGAAAAAUUGGCGGCAUCGUUUGCCCCCUCAUCGCUGUCGGCAUGCUGCGGAGCUGCCACCAAAUGCAAGCCGUCCUGGUCUUUGAGCUUGUCCUAGGCCUCGCGGGAGUAGCCUGCAUCCUCUUCCCUGUGGAGACCAAGGGCCGCGAGAUGAAAUGACAGACCCUUCACAGCACCCAAAGCGACCACUACUUUCAGCGGCGUACGUUCGAACAUAAAGUAUUUUUGUUGAAGACGCGUACUCAGAAAAUUGCUCAAGCUAUAUCUUUAAUGAAAUAUUCUGAGUAUCCUUUUUAUCAAUUAGUUUUUUCUACCCUAUGUCUUUUUAGUUUUCACUAUUUUGAUUAGAUUUUGUUUUCUAAUUAAAAUCUUAAUACAACCUGCGUGGAGUUAGUUUGCUAA